Messenger RNA from Lathyrus sativus (Indian pea), 2580 nucleotides. The record is from the annotation of a GenBank genome assembly. NCBI's taxonomy places the organism in Eukaryota, Viridiplantae, Streptophyta, Magnoliopsida, Fabales, Fabaceae.
AUGGAGAAACCACAAGAUGAUCAUGUUCUACUUGUCACUAAACAGAAACAAGACGGCUUGUCUGAUUCCGGGAAACGGAUCAGUGACACUGAACAUGAUGGUGACGAUGAUCAUCAUCAAGUUCAAGUGGAUGGUUUGAUGUCAGAUGAAGAAGAAGAAGGCCAAGAAACUACCUACGGAAACUCUGAAGUUAUCCGGCAAUUGUUUGAGAAGUUAGCACAAGAACAACUACACUCAGAAAUUGGCGAUGCUGAUGCUGGUGUUGACGAUGAUGGGGGUGUGAGUGAAUUGGAUAAUCACACAGACAACAAUGGAGGGAAGAAGGUGCAUGACGCUUCAGCCUUGACUACCCUUUUGACAGGAGAAAUAUUAACAAUUGAUGUGGAACAAAACAAUGUUGAUAACAACCGUUUGAGUGAAGAAGAAAAAAUGAAAUUGGAGAAGUUGCAACAAAUCAGGAUCAAGUUCUUGAGACUAGUUCUUAGGCUUGGUGUGACUGCACAUGAGUCAAUUGCAGCCCAAGUGCUUAGCAGGUUGGCUCUUAUUGCUGGAAGUGAGAAAACUAGUGAAAUUUUCAGUCUUGCUGCUGCAAAGGAAACUGCUUUCAAGCUUGAAGCAGUAGGUGAAAGUUUGAACUUUUCUUUGAAUAUAUUGGUUCUUGGAAAAUCAGGUGUAGGCAAGAGUGCUACUAUAAAUUCAAUUUUUGGUAAAGUGAAAACCAAAACUAAUGCGUAUGGUUCUGCAACAACGGCGGUUAAAGAGAUUGUUGGAACGGUUGAUGGUGUUAGCAUAAGGGUUUUUGACACUCCUGGUUUGAAAUCUUCUGGAAUGGAACAGUGUUAUAACAAGAAAGUUUUAUCAAGGAUUCUAAGAUUAACCAAAAGAAAACGAAUUGAUAUGGUUCUCUAUGUCGACCGUCUCGAUACACAAACCAAGAGUCUCAAUGAUUUACCAUUGUUGAAAUCAAUUUGUGAUGCAUUUGGUCCAUUGAUAUGGAGGGAUACUGUUAUCACAUUGACUCAUGCUGCUACUGCACCUCCAGAAGGACCAUUAUGUGCACCGUUGAGUUAUAAUGUGUUUGUGACUCAGAGAAGUCGUGCGAUUCAACAAGCUGUGGGACAAGCUAUUCGCGAUGAGCGUAUUAUGAAUCCGAGUGUGAUGAAUCCAGUUGCUCUUGUUGAGAAUCACCCAUCUUGUAGAAGGAAUAGAGAUGGACACAAAGUGCUUCCUAAUGGUCAAACUUGGAGGCCUCUUUUGUUGCUUUUGUGUUACUCAAUGAAGAUUCUAUCAGAAGCAGCUAGCCUUUCCAAAACUCAAGAAUUGUUUGAUUACAAAAAGGUGUUUGGUCAUCGUUUUCGAACUCCAUCGCUUCCAUACCUGUUGUCUUGGUUGAUGCAGCAGCGUAUCCAUCCAAAACUCGCGUCUGAUCAAGAUGGUAUUGAUACUGGCAAUUCUGAAAUUGAGUUUGCAGAGUUGUCUGAUUCUGAUCGAGAUGAAGAUGAAUAUGACAACCUUUUGCCAUUUCGGCCUCUUACGAAAUCUCAGGUUGCUAAACUCAGUAGAGAACAAAAAAGAGCAUACUUCGAAGAGUAUGAUUACCGCGUCAAACUUCUCCAGAAGAAGCAAUGGAAAGAGGAAUUGAGAAGGAUGAGAGAGAUAAAGAUGAACAAAGGUAAAACCGAUUUAAUCAACGAAGGCUACAUGGAAGAAAGUGGUUAUCCGGAAAAUGAAAGCCCGGAUGUAGUAUCGACUCCCUUGCCUGAUAUGACUGUGCCACUAUCCUUUGAUGGUGAUAAUCCGGCCUUCAGAUAUCGUUCCUUGGAACCUACAUCCCAGUUUCUUACACGACCGAUGUUGGAUAUGAAUAGUUGGGAUCAUGAUUAUGGUUAUGAUGGACUAACCAUUGAAAACAGUCUAGCACUUGCCAAUAAAUUUCCAGCAUCUUUUGGUGUUCAGGUUUCAAAGGAUAAGGAAGACUUUAGUAUCCAAUUAGAUUCCUCAAUUGCUGCAAAACAUGGAGAGAAUGGUUCAAGCAUGGGUGGCUUUGACAUACAAAGCAUUGGAAAACAACUAGCCUAUAUCCUUAGGGGAGAGACAAAAUUCAAGAAUUUCAAAAGGAAUGAGACUUGUGCAGGCGUGUCUGCGACAUUUUUCGGUGAAAAUGUAUCAACCGGAUUAAAAGUUGAGGAUCAGAUAGCGCUUGGAAGAUGCUUCUUAUUAAUGGGAAGCACAGGCGUUAUGAGGUGUCAAGGAAAUUCUGCUUAUGGAACCAAUGUAGAAGUGCGGUAUAGAGAUGCGGAUUUUCCAAUAGGCCAGGAUCAGUCUUCAUUAGGCCUUUCUCUGGUGAAGUGGAGAGGGGAAUUGGCUUUAGGUGCUAACCUUCAAUCGCAAUUUUCUAUCAGACGAAGUUAUAAGAUGGCCGUUCGUGCUGGACUGAACAACAAAAGUAUCGGACAAAUUUCUGUGAAAACCAGUAGCUCAGAACAACUUCAAUUUGCUCUUGUUGCUGUUCUUCCAAUUGUGAGAGCUAUCUAUGCAAAAUUGUGGCCAAAGGCUUGUGAAAACCAUUCCAUCUUUUAA